GCUGGGGCCGAGCCCAGAGCUCCGGGCGGUCGCAUUGUUUUCCUCCGCGGAUCCGCGGACAGAGUGGGGGGCUGCACUCGGACCCAGGGCUCUCCCGACCCGACAGUAACCCGGAGCCCAGAUCCAAGCACUGUCCAUUUGUGUCGCCCGUCACACGUCUCCUGAAGCCCAACUACGGAUCGCGAACUCCGUGCAGCGCGGGGCCGCUGGCCGCCCGCUGCGAUCUCUCUCCCGCUGACCCGGAUCUCGGAGCAAGUCAGAGGUCUCCUAUCCCCCUCAAACCCCCACAGGUGUCACCAUCCCAGGGCCAGCAUAUGGGUGAGGGGGCACCCCCUGGGGCCUGAGCUGCCCCGCACAGGAUGCCCCGUGUCCCCCACUUCAUGCCCUUGCUGCUGCUGCUGCUGCUGCUCUCACUUCCCCACGCCCAGGCCGCCUUUCCUCAGGACCCGCUCCCUUUGUUGACCUCUGAUCUGCAUGGUGCUCCCCCGUUAGCCUGGUUCCGGGGCCUGGAGGAUGAUGCUGUGGCUGCAGAACUUGGGCUGGACUUCCAGAGAUUCCUCACCUUGAACCGGACCUUGCUGGUGGCUGCCCGGGAUCACGUCUUCUCCUUCGAUCUUCAAGCCCAAGAAGAAAGGGAGGGCCUGGUGCCCAGCAAGUAUCUGACAUGGCGGAGCCAGGAUGUGGAGAACUGUGCUGUCCGGGGAAAGCUGACGGACGAGUGCUACAACUACAUUCGUGUCCUUGUUCCUUGGGACUCGCAGACGCUUCUUGCCUGUGGAACGAACUCAUUCAGCCCCGUGUGCCGUAGCUAUGGGAUAACUUCGCUGCAGCAGGAGGGUGAGGAGCUGAGUGGGCAGGCUCGGUGCCCGUUUGAUGCCACCCAGUCCAACGUGGCCAUCUUUGCAGAGGGCAGCCUGUACUCAGCCACAGCCGCAGAUUUCCAGGCCAGCGAUGCUGUUGUUUACAGAAGCCUGGGGUCUCAGCCCCCACUCCGCUCCGCCAAGUACGACUCCAAGUGGCUCCGAGAGCCGCACUUUGUCCACGCCUUGGAGCACGGAGAGCACGUCUACUUCUUCUUCCGAGAGGUCUCUGUGGAGGACUCCCGGCUGGGAAGGGUGCAGUUCUCCCGUGUAGCCCGCGUCUGUAAACGCGACAUGGGCGGCUCCCCUCGGGCCCUGGACCGCCACUGGACCUCCUUCCUGAAGCUGCGGCUCAACUGCUCCGUCCCUGGGGACUCCACCUUCUACUUUGAUGUGCUACAGGCCUUGACUGGGCCCGUGAACUUGCAUGGCCGCUCUGCUCUCUUUGGGGUCUUCACCACCCAGACCAACAGCAUCCCUGGCUCUGCGGUCUGCGCCUUCUACCUGGAUGAUAUUGAGCGUGGGUUUGAGGGCAAGUUCAAGGAGCAGAGGAGUCUGGAUGGGGCCUGGACCCCUGUGUCUGAGGACAGGGUACCCUCACCCAGGCCGGGCUCCUGCGCAGGAGUAGGUGGAGCUGCCUUGUUCCCCUCCUCUCGAGACCUCCCUGAUGAUGUCCUGAUCUUCAUCAAGGCCCACCCACUUCUGGACCCCGCUGUGCCGCCUGCCACCCAUCAGCCUCUCCUCACUCUCACCAGCAGGGCCCUCCUGACCCAGGUAGCUGUGGACGGCAUGGCUGGUCCCCACAGUAACACCACUGUCCUCUUCCUCGGCUCCAACGACGGGACAGUGCUGAAGGUGCUGCCCCCAGGGGGGCGCUCCGGGGGAGCUGAGCCUGUCUUACUGGAAGAGAUUGACGCCUACAGCCCCUCCCGGUGCGGUGGCAAGCGGGCUGUCCAAACAGCACGACGAAUCAUAGGGCUGGAGCUGGACACGGAGGGUCACAGGCUCUUUGUGGCCUUUUCUGGCUGUAUCGUCCACUUCCCACUCAGCCGCUGCGCCCGGCACGGGGCCUGUCGCAGGAGCUGUCUGGCUUCUCAGGACCCGUACUGUGGAUGGCAUAGCUCCAGAGGCUGCGUGGAUGUCAGAGGUGGUGGGACCGAUGUGGACUGGGUUGGGAGCCAGGAAUCCCCGGAGCAUGGUGACUGCCAAGAUGGGGCCACCGGGAGUCAGUCUGGCCUGGGGGAUUCCGCUUAUGUGCUUCUGGGUCCUGGCCCUUCCCCUGAGACCCCCAGUCCCCCCAGUGAUGCCCACCCCCGGCCCCAGUCUUCCACUCUUGGAGCUCACACUCAGGGCGUGCGCCGGGACCUCCCCCCAGCCUCGGCCUCCCGCUCGGUCCCCAUCCCACUCCUCCUGGCCAGUGUGGCCGCGGCCUUCGCCUUGGGCGCCUCGGUCUCUGGCCUCCUGGUCUCCUGUGCUUGUCGCCGCGCCCACCGACGUCGGAGCAAAGACAUCGAGACCCCGGGGCUCCCGCGCCCUCUCUCCCUUCGCAGUCUGGCCCGGCUGCACGGCGGGGGCCCAGAGCCGCCACCGCCGCCCAAGGACGGAGACGCCGCGCCCACGCCGCAGCUCUACACCACCUUCCUGCCUCCUGCCGACGGCGUGCCCUCGCCGGAGCUGGCCUGCCUGCCCACCCCAGAGUCCACGCCCGAGCUGCCCGCCAAGCACCUCCGCGCUGCCGGGGGUCCCUGGGAGUGGAACCAGAACGGGAACAACGCCAAGGAGGGCCCGGGCCGCGCGCGGGGCGGGAACGCGGCGGGCGCCCCCGCGCAGCGCGUGCUGGUGAGGCCGCCGCCGCCCGGCUGCCCCGGGCAGGCGGUGGAGGUCACCACCCUGGAGGAACUGCUGCGCUACCUGCACGGCCCGCAGCCGCCCAGGAAGGGGGCCGAGCCGCCAGCCCCGGCCCCUUUUACCUCGCGGCCGCUCCCGCCCGAGCCUGCGCCCACCCCGGCGCUAUUUGCAGACCCCAGCCCCUUACCCCGGGAGUGUGCCCCGCCUCUGAGGCUGGACGUGCCCCCCGAAGGCAAGUGCGCGGCCCCCAGCGCCCGACCCGCGCUCUCCGCCCCCGCUCCCCGCCUGGGGGUGGGGGGCAGCCGGAGGUUGCCCUUCUCCACCCACCGUGCGCCACCUGCCCUGCUCACUCGGGUGCCCUCGGGAGGGCCCGCCAGGUACUCUGGGGGUCCCGGGAGGCACCUCCUGUACCUGGGCCGGCCCGAGGGGUACCGAGGCCGCGGCCUGAAGAGGGCGGACAUGGAGAAGGCCCCGAAGCCGCCCCUCGGCGGGCCCUCUCACCCGGCCGUCCCUAGCGGCAGCCAUUUUAACUUUUAGAGAACUGCUCCCCGGCCUAGAUGGCACCCUCCAAGGCCGUGGCCGCCCCUCCUCUCCCGUCCCCCACCCCAGCGUUCCUGGACUCUGAGAGUCUCCCGGGGUCCCCUGUCCCCUCGGGUUUAUUUAUUGACUGUCGACAGUCUUCCCCCCUGUCCUCGAGAGAGGAGUGGGAGGUGAGAAGCUCGUCCCCUCGGUGAGCCACAGCAUUUCGGGGGGACCGGCAGACUCCCACUCCCCGCUCCCUAACAGCCAAGCUGCCUUAACUCGCCCCUCUGGGCGUCCUCCACAGGCUGGGCGGACUGACGGACGGGGCUGGGGCCGCGCGCGCGUUGUGUACAGAGUUCUCGGGCCUCCUGGGACUGGGACGUGCCUCCUCCUACUGUGUAGGAGCCUCCGCU
This is a messenger RNA of Lepus europaeus (European hare), 3643 nucleotides long. RefSeq names its product semaphorin 6C (gene SEMA6C). Gene Ontology annotation, biological process: neural crest cell migration; positive regulation of cell migration; negative regulation of axon extension involved in axon guidance. Bases 360 to 3245 code for a protein of 961 amino acids. Gene Ontology annotation, molecular function: chemorepellent activity; semaphorin receptor binding. NCBI's taxonomy places the organism in Eukaryota, Metazoa, Chordata, Mammalia, Lagomorpha, Leporidae. The record is from RefSeq and is a predicted model, not a curated record. The transcript is spliced from 20 exons.